Hirsutella rhossiliensis is the source of this 993-nucleotide messenger RNA. Its product is annotated as fip1 motif domain-containing protein. The transcript has 4 exons. The record is from RefSeq and is a predicted model, not a curated record. Bases 1 to 993 code for a protein of 330 amino acids. Gene Ontology annotation, molecular function: RNA binding. NCBI's taxonomy places the organism in Eukaryota, Fungi, Ascomycota, Sordariomycetes, Hypocreales, Ophiocordycipitaceae. Gene Ontology annotation, cellular component: mRNA cleavage and polyadenylation specificity factor complex.
AUGGCCGAACACGAGGUACAGAUGGAUGAGGGCGACGAUAUCUACGAGCCCGAGGAGCCCAAGGCCGAGGAUGCCGAGCACAAGGAGACAUCUCCCAAGGCCGACGAGCUCGAGGAGGGAGAAGAAGAGGAUGAGAGCGGCGCCAUGGAUGAGGAUGACGACGACUCUGAUAUAGACAUCAUCACGGAGCGCAAAGACGGCACCAAAGCCGCCCCUCCACCACAAGCCAAGUACAGCGAAAUCCGAAACAUACCCCAGCGUUCGACGUCUACAGACACUCCCGUGAAACCUGCGCCGGCCAAGAAAGACGAUGCACCACGAACGUCAACCAGCGCAGCCAACGUGGCAGCGCCCAGUGCAGACCAGACAUCCGCCGCGGCGUCAAAGUCGACCAUCGAUAUCAACGCCAACCCCGUAUAUGCCGCCGCCGGCAAGCCCAUAACACAGGUCAACAUUGACGAAGAUCUCCCCGAUAACGAAAAGCCUUGGCGAAAACCAGGAACGGACAUUAGCGAUUACUUCAACUAUGGCUUUGACGAAUUCACAUGGGCCCUGUACGCCGCCAAGCAAGAGAGCAUACGGGGCGAGUUUGGCGCCGACGCCUUUGCCGCCAACAACAAGAAGAUGAUGGAGGACUUCAACAAUAUGAUGAUGAUGGGAGGCAUGAAUAUGCCUGGCUCCGCGGGCGGCAACGGCGGCGGGGGAAUGCCCGGCAUGGACGGAAUGCCCCCGGAGAUGCAGGCCAUGAUGCAGCAGAUGAUGGCCUCGGGCAUGGACCCUUCUCAGAUGGACCCCAGCCAGAUGAAUGCCAUGUUCUCCGGGAUGCAAAACGGCAUGGGCGGCGCCGGACCCCAAGGAAACCAGGGCCAGAGCUUCGGCGGCUUCGGCGGCAACCAAGGUGGCUACGGGUUUGAUCAAGGCAUGGCUGCCGGGGGCGGCGCCGGCGGGCGGGGAGGGUUUGGAGGUGGUCGUGGACGCCGUGGGCGAUGGUAG